AUGAACCUAUUAGUUAUUAUUAGUUUUGUGGCUCUGUUUCGAAGUAGUAAUGGGCAAGAACGCACGUACCUCAUUACAGCACCUAAGAUCUUUAGAGUGGGAGCAGCUGAGACUGUGGUGAUUCAAACAUAUGGAUAUACAAAUUCGUUACGUAUAUUAAUCACUCUAAGGAGUUUCCCAGAUAGGACAAAGAUCUUUGCAGAAGAAAUGGUUACAAUAAAUGAAGAGAAUGGAUUUCAAGGAUCUUCACAUGUUACUAUCUUGCCAAAAGAUUUACCCAGAAAGAAAAAUGAAAAACAAUAUGUGUACUUAAGAGCACAUUCUCCAGAUUUUACUCAAGAGGAAAAAGUGCCAGUGUCUUACCAGAAUGGAUUACUCUUUGUCCAGACUGACAAACCUGUUUAUACUCCUGAUCAAUCAGUGAAAUUUCGAAUUUAUUCCUUGAAUGAAGAACUCAAACCAGCCAGAAGACCAGUUGCUGUUACUUUUAAGGAUCCAGAGGGAGUAAAAGUGGACUAUGCUGAAUAUGAAGAUGUCACUGGAAUAAUCUCAGUACCUGACUUCAAGAUUCCAUCUAAUCCCAAAUAUGGCUUGUGGAAAAUAGAAACUUUAUACAAAAACGACUUCUCAACAUCUACAUCAACACAGUUUGAGAUCAAAGAAUAUGUGUUACCAACUUUUCAGAUCUCUAUCAAGCCAGAAAAACAUUACAUUUCCUUUAAAGAAUUUGAGAGAUUUACAAUAACUGUAACAGCAAGCUACUUUUAUAAAAAACCAAUAGCAUCAGCCUUUGUCUUUGUUCGUUUUGGAAUUCUGGAAAAAGGUGGUAAGAAGCAACUAAUGCCACAUGCAGCACGAACAGUUGUGAUGGUAAAUGGAGAAGUAACAGUAGAGUUCAAUGCAAAAGGUGAAACUGAAGUAAUACAGCGAGGUAGUAUUGAAGAUCUUAAUGGAGACAAUUUGUACAUUGGAGUGACAGUUCAAGAUUCAUCAGCUGACAUAACUGAAGAUGCUGAAUACACUGGAGUUAAAUUUACAGAAUCACCAUAUACAAUUAAUUUGGUAGCAACUCCACUCUUCAUAAAACCCAAACUGCCAUACUACAUCAUAGCCCAGGUAAAAGACAUUUUGGGAUAUCCAGUGGGAGAUAUCACAGUUACGAUUUCUGCAGAAGCAGUCUUUGAAGAUGGCGCAAGGAGGGAACUGAUCAUGGAAGGUUGGAGUGGAAGAAAGCAGACCAAAAAAGAUGACGGAACAGUAUUGUUCAUGAUCAACGCUCCAGCUGAUAUUGAAGAGUUAGAAUUUAAGAUUAGAACUGCUGUCGAAGAUGAAUAUUCCAUCCCCAGGUUAUACACAGCAAAAGCUUAUCAGUCAAUCUCUAAAAGCUACCUGUACAUUACUUGGACAGGAGGUUUCCAAAAAUUCCAUGUAGGGGAUUAUCUUACUGUGAAUCUUAUCGCAAGUAGUCCCUAUUGGAAUAAAAUAAAACACUUCCACUAUCAGGUUGUGUCAAAAGGAAAAAUACUUUCAUAUGCGACCAAAGACCGUCCACCAGGUAACCAGGUUUUCAGUCUGAACAUUCCCAUUACUGCAGAAAUGAUUCCUUCUGCACGCUUGAUUGCAUAUUAUGUGGUAACUGGAGAAAACAAAGCUGAAUUGGUUGCUGAUUCUCUGUGGUUUGAGGUGGAAGAGAAGUGUGUAAACAAUCAACAGAUUCAACUGAGUACAGAUUCUGUUGUUUACAAGCCAGGAAGCCAAAUGGCUUUAAGUAUUACUGCUGAACCAAAUUCACUUGUUGCAUUAUCUUCCAUUGACACUGCUGUGUAUGCAAUAAGAACAGGACGCAGGAUCUCAGCUGAAAACGUACUUCUUGAUGCUGAAAAGCACGAUCUUGGAUGUGGUGCUGGAGCAGGGAGAAAUAAUGCUGAUGUAUUCAGGAGAGCUGGGUUGAUGUUUUUUACCAAUGCUAAUGUUAAAGCUUUGCCAGUUACUGACACAAAAUGUGAUUCAAAUUUGCGACCAAAGCGAGAUUUGAAAAUGAUGACUGAAAUUCGGAAGAAGAUUGCCAGAUUUACAAACCCUAUUGCACAGAAGUGUUGUAUGGAUGGAAUGAAAAGCUAUCCUCUCAGACACUCAUGCUCUGAACGAGCAAGGAGAAUCAAGUUACCUGAUCCAUGCAGAAAUAUAUUUUUGGAAUGCUGCAAUCAUGCACAAAAGUUACGUUUGAAGUCUGAAAGUGACCUGACGUUGGGACGAAUGGAAUUGAACAGUGAAUAUGAAAUGGAGCCACCGCACAUCCGUAGUUAUUUUCCAGAAAGCUGGCUGUGGGAGGUCCAUGAAAUUCAAGAGAGCUCAGGUACUCAGCCACUGUUAAGAACUUUGCCUGAUUCACUAACAACUUGGGAAGUCCAAGGAGUUGGAAUUUCUGAGACUGGUAUAUGUGUUGCUGACCCAAUAAAAGUGACAGUUUACCAAGAUGUGAUUCUAAAAGCAAAACUACCUUAUUCUGUCGUGCGAGGUGAACAAGUGCAACUAAGAGCUUCUGUAUAUAAUUAUCGGAAGGACAAAAUAGGGGUUUGUGUACAAAUAAGUACAGAAGACGGAACAUGUUUGUUCAAAGGCUCUCAAACAAGCAUUGAAGGAAGGCAGCAUACUGCUUGCCAAAGAAAAACCUUGGAAAGUUUCUCAGCACUUCCAUUUACAUUCACUAUACUUCCUCUGAAAAUAGGUGUCCACAGCAUAAAUUUCACACUUAAAACUCAACAUUCAGCAAAUGAAAUUACUGUCCACAAAUUGCUUGUAGUGCCUGAAGGUAUUAAGAAAGAGAAAAAUUUCCCCUACAUAUUGGAUCCAGCCAACGCCUUGGGCAACAUGGUGAGAAGGAUUGAAAUUCGACUGAAAACACCAUUGAAUAUUCUCCCAAAUGUAAAACCGAAGAAUGUGUUGACUGUGCAAGGUAACAUCAUUGGUGAAGCGAUGUCCAUAGCUUUAAAUCCUGAAGGAGUUCACAAACUAACUAAUCUACCUCGUGGCUCUGCUGAAUCCGAGCUAAUGAAUAUUGCACCAAUUUACUUCAUCUAUAACUAUUUGGUGAAAACCAAUAGUUGGAAUGCGAUGGGACCAAACAGCUUGAAGAUUCAGCUGAACAUGAAGAAACAAAUAAGAAAUAGCAUUACAAGUAUUAUGUCCUUCCGUACCAAAGAUGGCAAUUCAUAUAGUGUGUGGAAGGAUCGAGAAGGGAGCACCUGGUUAACAGCCUUUGUAUUAAGGGUGUUUGCACAAGUCAGUGAGUAUCUAACUAUUGAUGAACAAUCAAUGUGUACUACAAUCUUUUGGCUCAUCCAUAAUUGUCAAAACUCUGAUGGAUCGUUUAGAGAACAUUCUAGUUAUGUGCCACUACGAUUUCAGACUAUAAAGGAUGAAACUAAAGAAAGAACAAUAUAUUUGACAGCAUUUACUAGUAUUGCCAUUCAAAAGGCUUUUCACACAUGUGCAACUGAGGGAGUUAGCAACGCUAUACUUAAAGCUGAUGAAUAUUUGUCAAACAAUUUGGAGAACAUGAAGAGUACACUUGUAUUAGCAAUGACUGCUUAUGCACUCACAUUGAAAAACCAACGAUCUCGCUUUUCCUAUCGAGCCUUGGAAAAAUUGAAGAACAAAGCUUCUGUAAUAGGGAAUCCCCCUUCACAUCGAUUCUGGAAAGACAUUUUUGAAAGAUCAGCCUCUUCAGCUGAAGUAACUGCACGAGUAGUAGAAACAACAUCAUAUGCUCUUCUGACUGUGUUACACUCCACUGAUAAAGGAUAUGGAAAACUCAUAGUGACUUGGCUCAGUGAACAACAGCGCUAUGGUGGAGGCUUUCUUUCAACACAAGACACUGUAACAGCCCUUGAAGGUCUCACAGAAUACAUUAUUAAUAUGAAGCGUGCUAAGCUUGAUAUGUCAAUAACAAUAGACUACAGAAAACUUGGCAACAUUCAGCAGUUUGAAUUGAAUGAACGAAAAUCAUUUGCAAGACCAGUGGAGAUUGAGAAAAAUGACAAUGUAAUUGUAAGAACUACUGGUAGGACUGGCACAGCUAUUGUUAAUAUGAGGAGUGUGUAUUAUGUCAUCGGCACAUCCAGUGAAACUUGUGAUUUCUCUCUAACAAUAAAAGCCACAAAAAUUAUAUCAGAUACACUUCCUCCAGGAGUUGAAACAGUUUAUCGCCUAGAAGCUUGUGCAAAAUAUAUCCCUAGAUCUGAAGAAUUUGUAUUGGAAUCGGAUCAUUCUGUAAUGGAGAUAACAUUGAACACAGGCUUAAUGCCGGAAGAGGAAGAUUUAAAAAUAAUAUUAUAUGGAGUUGAUGGCUUGAUUAAUGACUACAGAAUAUCAGAUAGAAGCGUCAUUCUUCAAAUGGAUGCAAUUCCAUCAGACAACUUCUUCUGUGUUGGCUUCCGUGUUUAUGAAAUGAUGAAAGUUGGAAUGAUAACCUCAGUUCCUUUCACAGUCUAUAGCUAUCAUUCACCAGACAGAAGAUGCACUAUCUUUUACAACCCAGCUGGAGAUAAAAGGCUUUUAGAGCUCUGCAGUGGAGAUGAAUGUAAAUGUAUGAAAGCUGAGUGCAGUGAAAUGCAGCCACCAUUAGAUAUAACUCUCAAUGCCCAUGAUAAAUAUGAAGCUGUAUGCAAUAAAGGGCCAGUUUAUGCCUACAAAGUGCAAAUUUUGUCUUCUGAGGAACAGAUUAAUUUCAUCAAAUACAACGCCACAAUUCAGGAAAUAUUUAUGAAAGUUGAUGCUGUUGAUGAAAACUCAAUUAUAACUUUGAUUAAGAAGGACACCUGUUCUGAUGUUAGUUUAAUCAAAAAUAGGUCGUACUUGAUAAUGGGAAAAGACAGCCUGAGGUUAAGCUCAUCAAGGAGAUUUGUCUAUGAAUACCCUUUGGACUCAUCCAACUGGAUAGAAGUGUGGCCUUCUAAAGAAGAAUGUUCUGGAGAUGCAUGUGGAGUCUUCCUCCAGCAAAUGGAUAAUCUUUCAACUGAUCUUUUAAUAAAUGGAUGUUAA
Carcharodon carcharias (great white shark) is the source of this 5043-nucleotide messenger RNA. RefSeq names its product complement component 5 (gene c5). Gene Ontology annotation, cellular component: extracellular region. The transcript has 41 exons. Bases 1 to 5043 code for a protein of 1680 amino acids. The record is from RefSeq and is a predicted model, not a curated record. Gene Ontology annotation, molecular function: endopeptidase inhibitor activity; protein binding. NCBI's taxonomy places the organism in Eukaryota, Metazoa, Chordata, Chondrichthyes, Lamniformes, Lamnidae.